ACCACGGCUUUCGUUUCUUGAUCAUCCACUCUCUCUUGCUUCCAGUAAACGCGUCCAGCCUUAUUCCAUCUCACCUCACCCCGAGUCCUCCUGACCGACAGACGCAUCCUCAUUUCUUUUCGUAUCCACGUGACUUCCACUUCACUCGAACCAUCUUCGAGCCGCCGCACUUCACCUUCACAUUUGAGAAACACGCUUCCGGACCGCCGACCAGCAGAGCGCUUCGCCAAUCCCCAGUCGUUAAUACCCCUCUAAUCAGCUUCUUUUACGGCUCUGUCGCAGCUUCUAAACCGCUACGCACAAGCCCGCCUCGAGUCGCCUCAAACCGCCGCCACAAGCGCGAACGCGCGGAUGCACCACAGCGCGCCUCGCGACAGCGGGAACCUGGGUUCUCACCAACUCUCUUCCGCGCUGGAGUAUCAUCCGCCCAUGGCUGCCGAGAGCAGCAGCAGCAGCAGCCACAGCGGCCAAUUUCGCGCUGUGCACCUCCCCCCUUCUUCUCUCAGCGUCUCGACUAGUUCGUCUACUUCUACGUCUGCUUCCACCGCCACCACCACCGCCGCCAACACCGCGACAGGCAGCAACGCCGGCAGCGGGCCCAUGCAUCCGUCCGCGGGGGAGUUCCCCCAGUCGCUCUCCGCCAUGCACUCUGCGCUUCCGCCCGCGGCCGUCCCCGCGCGGCUGUUCCCCGCGCAGUCUAUCUACCGCCCCGACUUCACGCAGUCGGACCGCUUCUAUCCCGCCGCCGCGAGCCGCUGGGGCGGCGGCGGCGGCGCGUGGGCGUCGGCCGAGGAGUGCUACGACGGGAUCGCGGAGGAGAACGAGGCCGCAUGGGCUGAAGACUCGCUCGACACCUACAUCGAUAGCCUCGACAACCCCCAGAAUGGGCUCGGGCUCGGUCCCGGGUACUACUACGACGGGCCUGCCGGAGCUGCUUUUAACGAAGACGCGGAGCCUGAACCCGCUGCUGCUGCGGCGACGUAUAAUUGGACCCAGAUCGAGGAGUCAUGUCGGCGCAUGGAGCAGCAGCACAUGCGCAUCAUGGAGGUGGACCUCACGUGCAUCGGCGACGGCAACGGUGGCGAGCAGGUGCUCUACGAGUUCACCUUCGAGGAGACGGACGACAACGAUGCUGCUGCUGCUGCUGCUGCUGAUGAUGAUGCUGCUGAUGGUGCUGCUGCUGCUGGUCCUGAUGUUGCUACCGGCGACGGAACAGCAGCAGCGGAGGAGCACGUCGUCGCCGCCAAGCAACCGGGAGGCGACAACCGCGAACACUACCACGACCACGACCACGACCACGAGCCGUGGUACUUCGGACGCGAAAGCGCCAAGGCCGGCGCUGACGGGCCAAGGAGCAUGAACCCGUCUGCUGGCAGCGGCAACAGCAGCGGAAGUAACAGCAGCAAUAGCAGGAGCGGCAGCGACGGGCUCGGAGGAGGCCGGCUGAGCAUGGAUGGAGCGCGGGGGGCGGCGCUUGCAGACGGCGCUGCUGAUGGUGCCGGAUCUGUUUCUGGCUCUGCGUCUGGGUCGCCUAAGACCGUGCUGCCCGCACCGGGCAGAGGCUCUGUGUCUUCUGGUCACGGCCGACGCGGUGGCGGUAAGAGCAGCAGCGGCGGUGGCAGCAACAACGGCAAGAGCAGCAGCAGUGGCGGCAGUGCAAGCGGCACAUAUCAGGCGUCGCUGCUGAGUGGCCUGUUCCGCAACAUCAAGCGUCGCUGCUCCGCUGUGCUCUUCUCCCCGUCCUCCUCCUUCUCCUCCUCCUCCUCCACCUCCUCUGCUGCUGCUGCUGCUGCAGCUGCUGGUGUUAUGGGCGGCAGUGUUGCUCCUGCUGUGCCUGCUGCCAGCAGAUUGAGCAGUGAGGCCAAGGCGGUGCAAGGCAGCAUCAAACAGAGGGUGUUUGGAGCGGCUGGGGGCAGGUGGAGGCGCAGCAAGGGGCCCAGGCUGCAGCGCUGCAACAGCCUGUCAUAACUUCUCCCAUCUGCAGUCGUUGCAGUGCUUGCAGUGCCUGCAGUGGUUGCAGUAACUACUUGAACAGUCUUCUAGUUGCCCUGUGGAGCUCUUUGGUCUAUUCUGUGACGACAAACCUGCAGACCCUAUUCUGCAGCUGACCUAUUUUCCAGGGCAACCCACCAACCAUCUACGGUUCCUGUAACAUGGAGGGUAAAGUCCCCCUUCCUCCUCUUCCUCUUCUUUCUUCAGCAGCAGCUGCCAGUCUUAGCUAGCUGCCUGUUGCCGGUCUUCUCUCUCAGCUCCAGUCACGUGUGAGUCCCUCAAUUCAUUCGAGCCCCACUGGGGCUUGUGUUGGUCCGGGAUGGGAAGUCACCCAGUGAGGCUAGCUUAGCGCCUCACCACUUUUCUGUUGCCGACAGCAGAAUCCUGACAGGCUACUGUACUGUGCUGCUAGUGCCAGUGCCAGCGCCACUGCUAGUGCCAAAGCCAGUGUUAGCCAGUGAGACUACACGACUUUUCUGUUGGCAUCAGGUCUUCGACAACGUACUCUUCCUUCCUGGUGCCUAAUGAUGCAGCCACAUGCAGGGGCUUGCCUUUUUCCCAAGCAUGCGACCAUAGUGCAUGGUAGAAUACUGGUAUGAUUCUAUGCGUGCACUGACAGCAUGAUUGGAGCUAUUAUAUUGCUUUCUAGUUGCUUUCACUUUUGCUUUCACAGUGUGCAAUUAGAUUUUUAUGUGUUAACUAAUUUUU
Closterium sp. NIES-67 is the source of this 2700-nucleotide messenger RNA. The record is from the annotation of a GenBank genome assembly. Lineage: Eukaryota; Viridiplantae; Streptophyta; Zygnematophyceae; Desmidiales; Closteriaceae.